AUGGCCCCAGGGAAUUUCUGCGGUGCGGUGCUGGGCUACUUUGGUGCUGAUGUCAUCAAGGUGGAGCCGCCAAAAGGGGACCCCAUCAGGUCGCUGCGCAUCCUGGACGCCAGCGGGGAGUCCCUGUGGUGGCGCUGCCAUGGCCGAAACAAACGCUGUGUUGCGAUAGACCUUCACAAGAGUGAGGGCCAGGACCUGGUGCGCAGGCUCGCCAACAAAUCAGACGUCCUGAUUGAGAACUUCCGGCCAGGCGUGAUGGAGAAGUGGGGCCUGGCGCCAAAGGAUCUGAAGCCCGAGCUUGUGUACACGCGGAUCAGGCCCCCAGUGCGGCCCAACAUUUCUCUUGGAGACACGCUGGCGGGCCUGCACGGGGCUUUCGGGGCUGUCAUGGCGCUGCUGCAUCGGCAGAGGAUUGGCGGCAGCGAGGGCGGGGGCGGGGGCCAGGUGGUGGAUGCCUCUAUUUCAGAGUCGAUAUUCAACAUGCUCGAGUCGUGCGUGACAGAGGCGACGGCCGCUGGGCACAACCGGCCGCCGUCAGGCAGCACCAUCUCGGGAGUCGUCCCAUCGGGCACGUUCAGCACCAAGGAGGGGCGGUUCGUUGUGAUAGGCGGCAAUGGCGACUCAGUCUACUCGCGGCUGAUGACGGCGAUCGGGCGGCCGGAGAUGACGGCGGCGAGCGAGCGGUACAGCACGAAUCCCAAGCGGGUGGAGGCUGAGGCUGAAAUCAUGGGCGCAAUAACAGAGUGGGCAAGCCAGCACACUCUGGAGGAGGUCCUGGAUGCGAUGAGGGCAGCGCGCGUGCCCGCAGGACCCAUCCUCAGGCCAAUCGACCUGCUGAGCGAGCCCCAGUUCGUGGAGCGCGGCAUGUUCCAACGCGCCGCGCCGCCGCGGCCGCGCGUGCAGCGGACGGCAGUAGCUGCAGGGGGCGGCGACGCUGCCAGCGAGCGGGGCGGGGCGGCCGAUGCUGACCAGGCGGCGUCGGCGUCGACUGCUGCUGCGCGGAACGAGGAGCUGGUCAUGCCUGCAAUCUUGCCGGUCAUGCAGGGCACGCCUGGCGCGACGCGGUGGGCGGGGGCGUCACUGGGGCACCACACCGAGGAGGUGCUGGCGGGUGAGCUGGGGCUGGGGGACGAUGACAUCAGGCGGCUGCGCAGCCUGGAGGUCAUCGCGUGA
Monoraphidium neglectum is the source of this 1173-nucleotide messenger RNA. RefSeq names its product L-carnitine dehydratase/bile acid-inducible protein F. The coding region runs from base 1 to 1173 and encodes 390 amino acids. The record is from RefSeq and is a predicted model, not a curated record. NCBI's taxonomy places the organism in Eukaryota, Viridiplantae, Chlorophyta, Chlorophyceae, Sphaeropleales, Selenastraceae. The transcript has 9 exons. Gene Ontology annotation, molecular function: catalytic activity.